This is a messenger RNA of Schizosaccharomyces japonicus yFS275, 2310 nucleotides long. Its product is annotated as guanyl-nucleotide exchange factor. The transcript has a single exon. The coding region runs from base 144 to 2195 and encodes 683 amino acids. The record is from RefSeq and is a predicted model, not a curated record. Lineage: Eukaryota; Fungi; Ascomycota; Schizosaccharomycetes; Schizosaccharomycetales; Schizosaccharomycetaceae.
UAAUUGUUGAGGAACACGAUACGGAAACAAGUUUCAACUACUUUUGGCAUGAAUUGCAAAGGAAAACCACAGAAUUUGGCCCUUUCGUAUGCAACCAUGAAAUUAAGCUCAAUGUACUCGUAUUCAAGGCGUUCUGGCGCCCUAUGGUUUCAGCUCUUAUGUACGUGUUUUUUACUGCGACUAAGGAUACAGUAUACCAACAUGUUAUAAAUGGUAUACAUCAAUGCGUUACUAUAGCAUCUCAAGUUUCGCUUUUUGACACAAUUGAUUUCAUCGUAGGAAGACUCUCUCACAUAGUGUUGCUUUCUAUUGGAUCAUUUCCUAGAAGAACAUUUUCAACAACUGUUAACUAUAACGAAGCAUCAAUUAAGGUGAACGAUGCCACGGUUGCCAUAGGCAGAGAUUUUCGAGCACAAUUGGCGGUUAUCUUACUGUUUUGGAUAUUUAACAAGUUUGCAAGUUCUAUGCGCUACGGAAUGCAGGAUCUCUUUAGUGUUCUUUCUUGUCUCGUUCAAGAAAAUGUAAUUGAAGGUGAUUGUCUUCCCACUUUUCCUUUCACGAAAACCUGUUAUUUCCCCAUACCUGAUACAACCUCAAAGAAAAAUAAAUCUGGUAAAGAGUCGGGUAUACUUUCCACCUUUUCUUCCUUCCUUGCAGGUUAUUCAAGCGAGAAUGAACCUACACCGACUGAAACCGAAGUAGAAUACAGUCUAUGUGCAGCCGAUUGCUUAAAAUCCUCAAAGCUGCGUGAAUGUCUUUUGAACUUUCCUACCCACAUAAAUAACGCUGCAGCAGAGUGGUUGUUCAAUACCUUCAUUACAAUAACAGAGAACAGUGAGAGGGUUGUUCCUCUGUUCAUUUCCAAUUCACUCAUUCUUAUCGAAACCGAUGUUGACACUCUGCGGUAUCAGUUUUGCGACGAAGUUUUAAUAAGUCUUCCCAUUGAAAUCCUUACAAGCAUAUGCCUGCAGUGUCCCCAAGAUUACCAACCGUACGCAGUGAAACUUCUUAUGUUUAUUUCUCAAGAAAUAACGCGAAUUCCCGCCGCAACCUGCCAUCUUUUCUCAUGUGCUUCAGCUCUUAUAAGUUUUAAAUGUGUUUCAAUUGCAGAAGGCAGUAUGGUUUGCCGGAUUAUGGAUUCCAUGCUGGCGAAGCUUGCCUCAACAAAUUUACUUGCUGUAAAGCCUAUUCGUCACUCGUUAUUACAAAUAUGUGAAAACACAACUGUUCUGCAGAAAACAGAGAGCUUCACCCAAUUAUGCAUACAACUCGCAGACCAACUUGGUACUUCAGAGGAGAUUGUCCCAUUGUUUGAGCAGGUCUGUAUUACUGCUUUGCCCCGAGAACUUUACGAACAAUUUUUGUCAUCUAUUACAAAUUCUGUGAGAAAAAUGUCCAAAGCAAUCACUGCAACCAUACUCGAACAUAAACGAUCAAAUGCCCGGAACAAAACCUUGGAUAAGGAAGUUAUCGAUCAACAUGCCAAAAGUGUCAGCGAUUUACUUCAAUUGUUUGCCUCAACUUCUACUAUGCUUAAUACCAUCACCAAAAUAAAUGAAGAGGAUGAAGCUGAAGCUGAAAAUCUUGCUCGUUGGAAAAUAUUAUACAAAAAUCUAAGACGUCUGUGUACAUCUCAGGGGAAAACAGUUCGUGCUACUUCAUUGACUGUAUUACAACAAAUUAUUAUGAAGCAGUUGGACGCAGAACACGAUGUCGGUGUAACCCUGUUGUUAUUCGACGAGAUUCUGGUCCCAAUUCUUCAAGAUAUGAUGAAGUAUUCCCCCCCUCGACACGAAGGACGAAUGAUGGGCCAAGCUCAGGCCUUAAUGUUUAAUAUUCUCUGCAAAACCCUGCUUAUUGAUAUGACUUUAUUAUCCUCUGAUUCAAAUGCUCUCCCAAGUCUUUGGGUUCGUGUUAUGGAACUCUCCUGUUCCCUUUAUCAGUUGAACAAGAGUGAACCCUUGACGGAAGUUACGGAAUCGUUAAAAAACGUUCAUCUCAUUCUUACUUCUGCUGGCUAUAUUAAGCAAAGCGAGACCGGAGAACUUCAAACUACCGAUACAGCACUCAAAGAGCAGUGGAAUUCUACUUGGAAGCGUCUCCUUACAUGUUUCCCAGAGCUUACUGAAGAGCUCAAGCCCGCCAAGACAGACAUACCAGAUCCUGAAAAAACAGACCCUUCGAACGAUUCGUAAAACAGCGCCCACACCGCUUCAUUCCACGGCUCCUUAAUUUAUAGUUACUACAACUUAUACAACUUUAUUUCAAAACCUAAUCCCGAUACCCGUAAGCUUUUCAUUUCGCUUAUGU